AUGUGUGCCAAGGAAUCAGCCAGAGCCGUUGCCAAAACAGUGGCCAAGUCUGUGGCCAAGAGCAUCGCGAAGUCGGUCGCCAGGACCGUCGCUCGGACUGUCGCUCGGAAUGUCGCUCGGACUGUCGCUCGGACUGUAGCUCGGACCGUAGCCAAAACCGCUGCCAAGACCGUCGCUCGGAUUGUCCGACGACGAGAUUGGAGAAAUCCGCAAACGGAACGCCGCGCUGAUCAUCUUCGAUCGGAGCAAAUACACAAGUGCUCCUCUGAAGCGGAAAUUGAUGGCGGAUGGGACCUGGAAGACGCUUCCGUGGGUGAAGCCCGAUGGCUAUGUCGACAUUUACAGCUCCUCUCCAAGUCAGCGUUUGUCGAGCCACCCGUAUGCCAGUAA
This is a messenger RNA of Caenorhabditis briggsae, 390 nucleotides long. Bases 1 to 390 code for a protein of 129 amino acids. The record is from RefSeq and is a predicted model, not a curated record. NCBI's taxonomy places the organism in Eukaryota, Metazoa, Nematoda, Chromadorea, Rhabditida, Rhabditidae. The transcript is spliced from 2 exons.